This is a messenger RNA of Colletotrichum lupini, 1830 nucleotides long. RefSeq lists its product as uncharacterized. Lineage: Eukaryota; Fungi; Ascomycota; Sordariomycetes; Glomerellales; Glomerellaceae. Gene Ontology annotation, molecular function: ubiquitin protein ligase activity; oxidoreductase activity. The transcript has 3 exons. The record is from RefSeq and is a predicted model, not a curated record. The coding region runs from base 1 to 1830 and encodes 609 amino acids. Gene Ontology annotation, biological process: protein polyubiquitination; protein monoubiquitination.
AUGUCCGCCGAAGCGAUAUCCAGCGACAACUCGAGUUCACGAGAUCUCCAUUCCGUCGUCUUGCAGACAACGCUGCAGGAGAUCACCACGCGACCGACGGAUCUUCAAGACUGUUGCGUCAUUUGCCUCGAAGAGAUCACCGAAGGCUGCGAGGCGCAACCCUGCCACCACCACAACUUCGAUUUCCUCUGCCUCGCGACAUGGCUGGAACGACAAAUAGCAUGCCCGCUAUGCAAGACCGAGAUCAAAGAGGUCCGUUACGAGUUUAGCGACGACCGAAAGCAAUGGAAGACCUUCAAGGCCCCAGAGAGACCCUCGGAUAAGGCUGGAGACACAACGAAUGCCCCUUCUGGUCAGCAAACGAGACGAUAUUACUCUCAAGCCCGCCCACGGCGACCACGGCCCUAUGCGCCUUCGACGACUCGGCCCAAUCUGUCUCAAGAUGAGGCAAUCACCCGCCGAAGACAUGUCUAUCGACAUCAAUUGUACUCGCUGCACGUGGGCUCAAACAGGAUAUCAAGGUACCGAGACUUGACUCCGCAAAUAUUUGCCUCCGAUACAGAGCUUGUCUCGCGCGCGCGUACAUUUCUUCGGCGCGAACUACAGGUCUUUGAGUUCCUCUCGCCCGAUCAUGAUGCAAGGCCGCUAGAUACCGACCCGGUCCGACGUCGCAGAGUCAACAAUGCCGAGUUCUUGCUCGAGUACAUCAUCGCUAUCUUGAAGACUGUGGAUAUGCAAGGCAGCAUGGGCCAAGCUGAGGAGCUCAUUCAAGAGUUUCUGGGCAGAGAGAAUACGCGAUUGCUGCUUCAUGAGCUUCGGGCGUGGCUGAGAAGCCCCUACAUGUCGCUCGAAAGCUGGGACCGCGCUGUGCAGUAUCCAGAUGUUACACUCAAGCGGCGACGGUCACAGAGUCGCAGCGCAGCUAAUCGUGGAGAAUCGUCCACGACCAACAGUAUAUACCCUUCAACCUGGAGGAGAGAUGAGAGACAGAGGCAUCGCAGGCAGCCUUACGAAUCGCGUCGUUACGGCGGAGUCCCGCCGUAUUCGAGCGAGGCCGAGGCCGAGUUUUACGACAUAUUUGACGUCUUUGAUUCCCAGAUCGUAGAUUUCGAAGAUAGACUCUAUUCAACCGAUAUCUGUGUACCUGUUCAUACUCUCGUCAUCGUCGAGCAAGACAAUUUGAAAUGCUAUCUCGGCAAAGCCCGUCUGAACAGGGCGAUAGACCUCUACAAAAAGACGUACCCCGGCGGCAAGGACGACACCUUCAACGUAACCUGGCAAGCCUACUACCUCGACCCGACGGCGCCCCGCGAGGGCGUCCCCGUCAACGAGCGCAUGGCGGCGCGCUUCGGCGCCGACAGGCUGGAGAUGAUGCACGCGCGCAUGAAGAAGCUGGGCGCGGCCGAAGGCUUCAAUUUCACGUUCGGGGGCAAGAUCGGGCACACGCGGGACGCGCACCGGACGAUCCAGCUGGCGAAGACCAAGGGUCCCGAGGUGGAGAACGCGGUGGUGGACUCGAUUAUGAAGAGCUACUUUGAGGAGGACGGGGACGUGACGAGCUGGGAUAUGAUUGUGGACGCGGCGGUGCGGGGUGGGCUUGAGAGGGGGGAGGUGAGGCGGUGGCUCGAGGAGGGUAAGGGAGGGGAGGAGGUUGAUCGGCAGGUGGAGGAGGCGUAUCGGAUGGGGGUGAGGGGGGUGCCGCAUUUUGUGAUUGAGGACAAGUAUGAGGUUGGGGGCGCGCAGGAGGUGGGUGAGUUUUUGGGACAGAUUGUUGCGGCGAGGGAGAGGGGUGGGAGGGCAGCGGGGGCACGGGAAGGGCUUUCGUGUUGA